GUCCUCCUCCUAAUAUUUCUCCAUAAAAUUAUGUCCGUAAUUCUCAAAUAUCGCCAAAAUCCCCACCGCUCUAAUCCUUCUCUCCUCCGUCUCCACCGCAUCAGGUCAAACCUGCUUAGGCACAAUGCUUAAGACUGAUGGUUCUUAUUUUUAAUUCUCUGAGAGCUGGUAGAUACAUCCAUUGAUAUCACGGCACAUGCACUCUAUCCCUUGUAAUUUUAGUGUAUUUGGUUAUCCAGUAAUUUCCAGCAGUAUGAAGGAGAUCAAAGUAAAAGAUGCUUCUACUUUGUGUACUCUUCUACCUGAUGGAGAACCCCAUAUCCAGCAAUCUGUGUUUGUAGGUGAGGAGCAAAGGUCCUCAUCUAUAAGUGUGAAAUCUACCCCUGAAUUAGAAAAGAAGUAUGUCCAUUGUGUUUAUGAUGCUAUCGCCCCCCAUUUUAGUUCCACCCGUUUUGCUAAAUGGCCAAAGGUUUCUGCUUUCUUGGAAUCUUUGCCUACUGGCUCUCUUAUCUUGGAUGCAGGAUGUGGAAAUGGGAAAUAUCUAGGUUUAAAUUCCAGUUGCUAUUUUAUAGGAUGUGAUAUAAGUGCUCCGCUUAUCAAAAUAUGUGCCGAUAAAGGGCAUGAAGUUUUGGUUGCAGAUGCUGUUAAUCUUCCUUACAGAACUAAUUUUGGUGAUGCAGCAAUCUCUAUUGCUGUGUUACAUCACUUAAGUACAGAGAAUAGGAGAAAGAAAGCAAUUGAAGAAUUAGUACGAGUCAUCAAAAAGGGCGGUCUAGUUCUAAUAACCGUUUGGGCUGUAGAACAGGAGGAUAAGUCAUUACUAACCAAAUGGACUCCACUUACUGAAAAAUAUGUAGAAGAGUGGAUAGGACCAGGUAGUCCUCGUGUUCGUGGCCCUUCUGCCUUCACUCUAGAAAGCAUUCCUGAAACUGAGGAAAAUGGUUUGGGUGGGCACACAAAAGAUUCUAGGGAGAAUACUGAGAAUAUGCACCAAUCGAUGUGCUUAACCCCUGAAAACAAAGAUGAUUCAUUGGUUUCUAAAGAUGGAAGUAAUCAACAGGAAUAUUUUGUCCCUUGGCACUUACCAUAUCAUCGUGCUGAAGUUAGUGGUGCUUCUGCUGGUGCUCUUGCAAAUGGUCUGGCAAAGAAAGAUGAUAAGAAGGGUGCUGUAGUAUACAACAGAUAUUACCAUGUGUUUGGUGAAGGCGAGCUUGAGAGGUUGGUAUCUGGAAUGGAUAAUGCUGUGAUCAUUGAUAAGUUUUAUGACAAAUCAAACUGGUGCAUCAUUCUUGAGAAAACCUUACUGGGUUUAAAACAUUUACAGGAUAAGGAUACUUCACCAUCUCUUAUAUAGCAACAGAGGUGCUUGAUCAAUAUGGCAAAAGACGAACUCAAGAGAUUCCGCCAAAGAGAUUGAUUAAUCAACCUUUUUUUUUUUCCAGUGUACAAUGUGUUGGUAUUGCUGAGGCAUGUAUUUCUUUUCUAAAUGAGGAAAAAUAGUGAAGAAUUCUGUUUACAGGUUUCUGAUAGUGAGUUUAUGGUUCAUUUCGGAUUUACUUGUUCAUAUGUGCUCCAUGCAAAUUGAGACUGCAUUAAAAUGAUAAGAAACCAGCAACGUGAGUUGCCUGGAAACAUACAGAAAGUAAAGAAUGAUCAUUGAAUCAUAUUUUGUAAAUUCUAUUACUAAAAUAAACUAGAAAUUUAAGUUUUAAGAAAGAAAUUAGGAAAUGCAAUUGACUUGUAUCCAAUACACAUAAUUUUAGGUUCAUUUUAGUUGAAGCCAACAGGAAUAAUCCACAUUGGAAAUUUUAUUUUCGGUUGGAGGUUCUAGCCUUGAUUGUCUUGAAUUUAAUGCUAUCACCUAAGUUUGAUGUGAUAUGACUAUCAAGAAAAGAAAAAGAAUCAUAACAUAUGAUUUGUUUUUCAAGUUCUAAAGAAUUUAUGCUUCCCAGACAAGUAUAAAGGAAAAUUGUGAUUUUCCUUUUAGUUUAUCUUUUUAUAUUUAUCAUUGUAAUUAAAAGUCCAGCUUUGAAUUAAAAGAUAACUUACUGAGAAAAAAAGCAAUCAGUUGAAAAGUACAGUAACGUUAU
Messenger RNA from Durio zibethinus, 2090 nucleotides. Its product is annotated as S-adenosyl-L-methionine-dependent methyltransferases superfamily protein. The record is from RefSeq and is a predicted model, not a curated record. Gene Ontology annotation, molecular function: S-adenosylmethionine-dependent methyltransferase activity; tRNA (5-carboxymethyluridine(34)-5-O)-methyltransferase activity; tRNA binding. Lineage: Eukaryota; Viridiplantae; Streptophyta; Magnoliopsida; Malvales; Malvaceae. Gene Ontology annotation, biological process: tRNA methylation; tRNA wobble uridine modification. Gene Ontology annotation, cellular component: cytoplasm; nucleus.